Micropterus salmoides (largemouth bass) is the source of this 2586-nucleotide messenger RNA. Its product is annotated as protein FAM161A-like. The transcript is spliced from 5 exons. The record is from RefSeq and is a predicted model, not a curated record. Lineage: Eukaryota; Metazoa; Chordata; Actinopteri; Centrarchiformes; Centrarchidae. Gene Ontology annotation, cellular component: cilium. Bases 321 to 1760 code for a protein of 479 amino acids. Gene Ontology annotation, biological process: cilium organization.
GACUGCAUGUAGCAGAUUUCCUGCAACACACAGCAAGGAGCCAGGCAGCCUUUUCAGAGCAGCAACAGAGCAGUCAGAUUGUGUUUUAGAGAUUAGAGGUAGAGAUGAGAGGAGCAGCACGACUGGACCACAGCAUGAAACACCGCUGGAACAACAUCAAGGUCCUUUUGUCAAGAGCUACAAACACAACAGAGCUGCAGGCAAAUACUGUGUACAAGCAGGUCAGUGUGCAGACUGAGGCGACAGAGGACACACAGAAGCUCUGCUCUGCUUCAGGCUGGUAGUGAAAUUUCAGUUUUAUUUGGAGAAUACGGAGAAAGAUGCACCGAUCACCCGCUUUGAAAAACAAGGAAUUAAUGGCUCUGUAUGGAGGGGAAAGAGACCAUUAUUUUGUAGACGAGGACUCUACCAGUGAGGACUAUGAUCUGGAUUCAGAGUGCAGUGAGGAAGGAAAAGGUGGCAGGAGGGUUCGCAGGUCUCUGUCGCUGGAAAUCUAUGGUCUUCAGAGGGAGCAUCAUGUUUACUUCUCCAACCAGGAGUACUACAGGAGGCUGGAGGAGCUGAAGAGCGCUCACCUGAGGAACAUGGCCGAGCUGGAGAGGAUGUACAUCAGCCAGGGCAGAGAGAGACAAGGAGAGGAAGAUGACGGAGGUCUGGGAAGAGGAGAGAACACAGAGGCCAGACUGUCCAUCAGUAGCGGCCCUGCCAGGAAACUCCAGAGGAUCAAUUCCCAGGAGGAGCUGGACUUCAAUGAGACAUCAAGCGGUUCUGACCAAUCUGAGCUUUGUGGAGCGGACAGCUUUGGGGAACUGGAGCUGGACAAUCCAAGAAGGACUCCUGUCCAGGACCGAACUUUUGGGAGAGACCUCCUACUGAGCCCGGAAGAAAUAACGACCCAGAAGCAGUUUCGAUUCCAGCCCAGGGCCUUCUGUCCGAAACCGCAAGGAAGACUGUCCCGCCAAUCUGGGGUCAGGGUCAGGUCAAACUCCAAGGUCACUGUGCCUAAACCCUUUCAGAUGAUGCUGAGAGAGGAAGAGAGGAAGAGGCACAAGGUGCGGACUCGCUCGGAGAUCGAGCUGGAGAACACGUUGCUGAGACGUGAGCUGGAGGAGCUCCAAGAAUGCCAGAAAAAGUUCAGGGCAUCGCCUGCACCGGCGCACAUUCACCUGCCUCUCUAUGAAAUUAUCAGCCGUGGCUCCAGUCAGCAGUCCAACCGAAGCAGAAGUCGCAGUAAUAACAGUAACCGUGACAAGAAAACUAACCAGGCCUCUGCUGCUGCUUCACCACAGCCUUUCCAUUUCCUGGAGAGAGAGAAGAGAAAGAGGGAGGCGAAGAUUGUGGCAGAGCUGGGGAAGCUUGGACCCAAAGAGGAACGACAAACCUUCAAGGCUAGGCCUAUGCCCAGAUUGGUGUACGGCACCAGACACAGAGCAGACACCAAGACCACAAGCCGCCAGCCCCAGCCUCUAAGCUGGUCACUGGAGAGGGAGGCCACAGAGGGACAAAGUGAUCCAAACUCGGACCUUGAGCCGGAUGUGCUCCAAUCCAAGUCAGACACCUCUCCUGCCUCCUGUCAGCCUCAGAGAUGUCUGUCCUCCAAGCCGGUGAAAAAGCAGAUAGAGCUUUCCAUUGAGAUGGUGAAGGAGAGGCAGUGGUCCUACAUUGACCCCCUCAAAGCUCCCGCCUGCAGCAUCUGCUCACCUCUGCAGCCAGGUGGCCCAGAGCCUCUCCUCUCUAAAAAUGACUACACCAGUGUGUGAGAGACAGUGUUUAUAAAUCAUACAAAAGGCAGCCUGCAUCUAAUCUGUGUUUGUUUUGUUUGUCUGAAUAGAUUAGAUAGUUUGUAGAGUAAUACAUGUAGCAACCCACUUACUUUUCACACCAAAAUUCGGUUUGAUGAUUUCAGCUAAGCCUUCAACAUAAUCUCCCCCAUGGAACUGAUCAGCAAUUUGCACUGUGCUUAAGUACCACGCUCUGCAACUGGGCAUUGGACUUCCUGACAAAUGGACUCUAGAUAGUUCGGAUUGGUGCUCAGACCUCCUUCACUCUAGUGCUCAACACACAGAGCGCCCAGGGCUGUGUGCUCAUCCUCCUCCUGUUCAUAUCCACGACUGCAUCCCCUGAUAUGGAGAAAACUCUUUUGAAGUUUUUGGACAACACCACCAGAGAACAUGUCAGCAAAACCAAGGAGCUGACCAUUGAUUUUAGGAAAAAGGGGAUAAAGACACACACCCCUGUCCACAUCAGUGAUGCUAAGGUGCAGCAGGUGAUUUUCUUCAGGAAACCUAUUGGUUCAGUGUGUAGGUUUUAGUGGCAUCUAGUGGUGAGGGUUGCGAAUUGCAACAAAUGGCUCACUGGGCUUUUACUUGUUCCAUGGACGUAAUAAGUACUUUAAAACAAAUGUAUGAAUUCUAAUGGCAAUUAUAAAUUACCUAAAAAACCUAACUUUGUACUUUUUCUUUAUGAGGUUGUACAUUAUUACAUUAGACUACUACUACUUCUUAUACUUGUUUUUUGUGUGCAUUCAGCAUAGUGAUGAAACACGCUCUGUAGAUUGUUACUACUGUAGAAACAUAGUGACUUCCA